CACACAGCAAAUGUGACGUAGGAGAACCAGGACCAAUUGGCUUCCAGCAUGGGCGAGUCAAACACAGGUAACGGACCCAAAAAUCCCUCCGUCUGCUGUAUGGAUGAUAAUUAUGUAUAAUUAUCUGAAACGUUAUGAGUUUAGGUGUUUUCCGUACAGGGAGACGACAAUGCCGACCACCGAUGUAGAAAUACACUGAAGUAAGUCAGUGAGAUGUCUCUGGCUCAGAGGGUUUUGUUGACCUGGGUCUUCACCCUGGUCUUCCUCAUCAUGUUAGUACUGAAACUGGACGGGAAGGUGCAGUGGAACUGGUUCCUCAUCUUCCUCCCGGUCUGGGUAUUUGAUGGCAUCCUGAUCCUCAUGCUUGCCAUCAAGAUGGCAGGCCGUUGCAAGCCCGGGUACGAUCCACGCAAUGGCUCUCCCGAUCUGCGUCUGCGUGCCUGGUACCUGACGGCCAUGCUGCUUAAGCUGGGCUUCUGCCUGACGCUGUGCGCCAAGCUGGAGAAGCUAGCUGAUGUUAAGCUGACAUUUGUGUGUAUACCACUGUGGACCAUGUUGCUAGGGGCGCUGGUGGAGCUGGGGCUGAAUAUCUUUCCUGAAAGGAGAGAGGCCUAAGAGCGAUGAAUCAGUAUACCAACAACAAACAAACAAAAACUAUCAAAAAAUGGUUGAGAAUGUUGUUGUUGUAUGACCAAGACUUUGUGAAAAUUAGUGCUUUUGAUUUGGCCUGAUUAUGUUUCCAGAAGACUGAGGCUCAAAAAUGAAUCAAAUCAUUAUAUUAGUAUUCAUGUGAAGAACAAGAGAAAAAAUCAAAAUCAUAGUGUGUGCAGACCACACAAGAGUAUGUUGUGAGAGCUUCAGCAUGAAUUUUUAAAAAUGUUUCUUUCUUUCUCUAUGCCAGAAGGGGAUCAACUGUAAAUGCAUAAGUCUACUGUGAAGCCUACACUAAAAGGAAACUUUAACAUUCUCUUAUGUUUGCUUUUGAACUCCAGAUGUUCAGUAUUGUUAUGUAUAUAAGCUGCUCUCGUAAAGAAGGCCACACAGGGAGGACGUGAACAGUAUUUAAUUUUGACUCCACUUCCUUUAUAUAAGCUGCAGAACAUUAACAAUCACUCUUGGUACCAAAUCAUGGAGUGUACCCUUUGUUACAUACAUAUGCUUUAGAUAUUGUAUGUGUCUUUUCUUUUCAUUCCUGAUCUGUGCAGAGUAGUCGGCCAAAUAUUAUUUCACAGGUUAUGAAUUUAGAGGUGUUUGGUACAACAGCUUGAUUUGGUAUCAAUCACAUAAGGAAAUUGGAUAAUUGAAGAAAUCAGUUCAGGACAUUAAAGCAUCUUUGAAGAACUUGUGAUUUUUCCACAGGCUACCCUCUCCACUCUGUACAAUGUCUCUUUUGUACCUUGUAAAUCAUCAUGUGCCCCAUGAAAAACAUUAAGCUGUUAUUACAGUAGCUACAAGGUCUGUAGUCACUAUGAAAAAAAAAAACACAUUGACAUUUAUCAUGUGAAAGAUCAUGGUAAUAUUGUAUAUUAAAUGUAUUUAUUAGGGUGCAAACGUGCAUCAGAAUACCUUCUACUAGCUAGUAUUGUGUCAUUGUUUAUAGUUCAACUUUAUGCUACGGCUGACACUGGCAUGCAUGCCAUUUGUUUUGUGCCAUUUGAUUGUUUAUUUCAAAUACAUUCUUUGCAUUAUUUUGCACUAUGGUAAAAUGAAAAGGAAUUGGUGUUUUGAGAUUGAAAGUAUUUGAUAAUUAUUGCACAUCUUUUAAAAGAGUAAAUUGGAUUCUGUAUAUUAAAAGCUUGGUAUUUGUAUCAAAUAAAUACACAUUCAAGUGUUGUCAUACACAGAAA
Molecule: messenger RNA, 1847 nt
Organism: Etheostoma spectabile (orangethroat darter)
Lineage: Eukaryota; Metazoa; Chordata; Actinopteri; Perciformes; Percidae
Product: transmembrane protein 60
Exons: 3
Coding region: 214-615 (133 amino acids)
Source: RefSeq, a predicted model, not a curated record